Messenger RNA from Rubroshorea leprosula, 1448 nucleotides. The record is from the annotation of a GenBank genome assembly. Lineage: Eukaryota; Viridiplantae; Streptophyta; Magnoliopsida; Malvales; Dipterocarpaceae.
CUUCAUCUCUGAUGCUCUGCUUCUUUUGAUUUUUAGAUUUGGUUUGGUGCUUGCAUCCCGGGCAAUAAGAGCUGCUCAUUGUUUAACCUCUAUUCAGUUUUCACCAACAUCAGAGCAUUUAUUACUUGCUUAUGGCCGCCGUCAUAGUUCUCUCCUCAAAAGUCUUGUUAUUGAUGGAGAGACGACAGUGCCCAUUUACACUAUUCUGGAGGCAAAAAGCGAGGCGAGGCGAUGGCCUAAAAAAUGCUGAAGCGACGAAGUGAGAAGCGAAGCGAUCGCUUCUUUGAAGUGAAGCGAGUAACACUUUGAAGUUAACAGUUAUUAAAUAGAAUAGAACUAAUUAGAAUAGAAACUUAAGAGUAUUAAGAGUGGAAAAGUAGAAUAUGGUGCAAGUAACAGCUUUAAAUUAAAUUCUACUUUACUGAGUGCAAAUAGAAUUAAAUUCUGUUUUGGAAUUAAAAUUCAAGAGUUUUAUACAGUGAAAAAUUGACUAUUUCAAUCUAUACUAUACAGAUGAUGUUAAGUUUCUUAAUCAAGGUCUCCUAGACUAGAUAGAUCUGAAUACUAUAAGUUUAACAACAAGAAAUAGAACUGAAAGAUAAAGGAGGGAUAAAGAGGAAAUGCAUAGAAUUAAGAUAAUACCAGAGAAUUCUGUCUUCAAAUCUUAUGGUUUGUUGUUUCCAGCCAUUUUUAUCUCCUCACUGCUUGCUACAGGCCCAAAAGCUCUCCUUAUGGCUUUGGCAUUUCCCGUUGGACAAUCUAUAUUUUCUCUGGCAUUUGAAAAGUUGUCAGGAGGGACUAAAAAGAAGCAAAAGCGCAGGGCCCGGAAGCGAAGAAAAACGUCUUCCAACACUGUAAAAAACAAUCAAAUGGAGAGAGAAGUGCAAGUAGAUGACCGGGACAGCAGAGAUGGGAAAGGGUAUCAAUCGCGGAUGGCCACAGAUAAUGGUUCAGUAAACAAAGGUGACAAAUAUGCACCGAAUUUUGGUGGAUGGGAUGAUCUAACUGGAACAGAAUCCGUGAAGAGACCAUAUCAAGUGAAAAGUGGCAAAAGAAAGGCAACUAAAACCAAAGGCAAGGGCAAGCUAAGUAUGGAAGGUAGAAGAAGUGAUGCACCCUUACUGCUGAGACUAUUGAUUGCAGUUUUCCCAUUUUUAGGUUCUUGGACAAAGUUGUUUUGGUGAUUCUGCCAGACAAGCUUCAAGUUAAAGCAUGACAUCUUUGUUUACCAACAUUUUGGCUUAGCCACAGAAUUGAGAAGGUUUAAGGUUUCUUGUAUUGCUGUUGCCCCUAUAAUUCUUUCCUCAUCAGGUACUUUAGGUCAGAUUCAUGCUACAAUGUUAUAGUUUGUGUCAACUACACAAUUUUCUCGUAUACGAUUGAUUUCAUUUUCACAAUUAGCUACUUUUCAAAGUUCAGGAAGAAAUGUAUAAAGAUUAAGACUUCAG